Porites lobata is the source of this 3281-nucleotide messenger RNA. NCBI's taxonomy places the organism in Eukaryota, Metazoa, Cnidaria, Anthozoa, Scleractinia, Poritidae. The record is from the annotation of a GenBank genome assembly.
CAGGUUGAUGUUCGUCCUACGCUUGAAAUGCUUCGAAAUGCCGGAAUCAGGGUGAGACAUCGCAAGAUUAUUUAAGGAACAAACACAUUGCCUUUGAAAACCCUUACACGGGCUGUUUUCUAACUUUCAGAUAUGGAUGUUAACAGGGGACAAACUCGAGACCGCCACCUGUAUUGCACAGAGUUCUCGCCUCAUUGCCAGAAAUCAAAUGAUACACACUUUUAAACAGGUAUUUCUUUUUUUUUUUUUUGAUGACAUAACACGAGCACCGUUCUUAAUAUUUCAGCCAGUCCUCAAUAGUCCUAUUUAGAUACAAUUAGCAAAAAUGUUUGUUCAUGAAUGUAUUUGCGGAAUAAGAAUUCAUAUCUAUCUUUGCCGAACUUGGUGAAACUUUUGCUCUGGCUGUGGUUCUUCGUCUCAUAUUUCCGCAGCCAUGUUGGAAGAGUAAAACAAUAAAACGAUUUUCCUUUGGGAAAAAGUUUCAUUUUCAUGCAAAUAAUUUUUUAUCGCGACUUCAAGUUCAAGCCUUAAACCGUGUAAACCCAAACAUCAACAUUCAGAUUCUCAUUUGUUGUCACUAUACUUUUUCCAUAGAGGUAGUGGGGAGAUAUUGUUGAAGUAUCAGUUAGAUUCAUCUUGUGUGAUCAUGUCUUUAAUUCUCGUUACCAAUGUGUUUUGUAAAGCAUUCAUAUUACAAAGAGAAAGUUAUCUACCCACCUUCUCUGUUAUUUCUUGGCAGAUAAGCAAUCGUUCCGAAGCACAUUUAGAGCUCAAUUCGUUGAGGCGAAAAAAUGACUGCGCUCUGAUAAUCAAAGGAGAUUCAUUAGAGGUAUGUCUAAAAUGGCCGUCAUCCGAGUACUUCUGAUUAACUCAGAUAUUUUACCUUUGUAGUUCAUCAACUGAUUACUGUUCCAAUCUGUUCUGCCAGGUUUGUUUACGCCAUUACGAACAAGAGUUCAUAGAACUAGCUUGUAACUGCCCUGUUGUGGUGUGUUGCCGCUGUUCACCGCAACAGAAGGCGGAUAUCGUGACUCUUCUAAAGAAACAUACAGGAAAGAGAACUUGCGCAAUAGGUGAGAUAAUGAACCACUGAGUAUCGUGUAUCUUUUUGGGCGCCAUUUGUAUGUUGCCCAAUACUAUAGGAUGAUGUGCAGCUGAACAAAUUCACGUUUCUCUGAAGUCUUUUCUUUCUACAAUAUGCCAAUUGCACGAUGGCAUCCUUUUACUACUAACACCACGAUUCAUUUCGGUUUUCUGUGAUAUUUUCAAAAAUUUGGUAAUCCGAGUGAGAUUAAAAUAACAAUAGCCUUUAUUUACUUGCGCAAGAAGGCAAAACCCUGAAGGAUUAUGGUCGUAGCAGUAUAAUGACGUUAUCGUGCAAUUUGCCUCUAGUCGACUGGCCAUUUUCAAGUGUUUUGUGAGACUGGGUCGUUGUUGUUUCGAAUUACACCAUGGGACUGUUUUGGGACACUGUCGCCUCUAGUGCGACGUUGCACAGGAAACUGCGUGAAAAUUAGUUCUCCAAAACAAUCCCAUGAUGCAAUUCGACGCAGCACCGACAGCCCACUCCCUGACAACGUGGCGAGACCUCGUGUGCAUUAACUCUGAUCUCGUUGUCGUGAAGUCGCUUCGCCUGAGUGAAAUAUGAGCUCCUAAAUAAAACGGUUUUCAUGCCAUAGUUUCUCUUCAGUGAUAGGUGUUCUGUCUUAAUUUUAUUUUAGGUGAUGGCGGAAAUGACGUCAGUAUGAUUCAAGCAGCUGAUGCGGGAGUUGGCAUUGAAGGAAAGGUAAGAGAAAAUGUCCUCUCACUAACGAAGGACCAAGAGACUGGCAAAAUAUGUUUGCUGUAACGAUGGUUUGUGACAUGGAGUUCUUUUCCAUAGUAUGUACAAUAACUGGAGUGAAGAAGAUCGUUCGUUACAACGAGUACUUCGUUAUACCAAGGUUCUGCUAUCGUGCAGAAGAUAGAACGAAAACCACAUACGCGUUCGCCAGUCAACCUCAGUUUUCUAUUAGUCGUGAAAUCACAGUAAAGUCUCUCCAAGUGCAGCCUCGAGUCUUGCGCUGACUUACUGCACAAAAUGUGGCGUCUAGAUGGUCACGCUGGUCGUGUAUAGGGUGAUGGAUAUAAACAACACGAUCCCUGUUAUUUUUAAAAACGCUGUAUAGGAUGAAGGAUAAUGCGGCUAAGUGUAUAAAAACUUCGUGCUCAUUUUGAUUUCCCAGAGUAGGUUUCACAUUGCGUGAGCUAAUUGCGACCUUAGGAAACCAACACCUAACCGUAGCAAAAUGCACAGUCCGCUGGUAUUAACCGCUGUUUAACAGAGAUUUUCUUUCCAUAUCCAUGGUUUAUGCAUUAUUCUCUCUGUCAUUACAGGAAGGUCGACAAGCGUCACUUGCAGCAGAUUUUUCCAUCACACAGUUUAGAUAUCUUGGAAGGCUAUUGAUGUGGCACGGAAGAAACAGGUUCAUUUAUUUUUUUUUGUUUAGGUUAGAAUCUUGAUUUUUUUAAAUUGUAGAUGGUGGAUUUGUGAUCACGAUAGUGCUCCCUGCUUCAUUCUAAUGAUGACUACGAUGACGAUGGUGUUGAUGAUAACGAUUCUGCCGCUGAUUAUUUUAGUGAUGAUGGAGGUGAUGAUGCUGAUAAUGGGAGCUUAAGCAACGACGAGACGGCGACGUCAAAAGGAGAACGGCAAUAACGCAAUAGGUUUGAAUUAGCAAAACAACAACUUUGCACGUGUCACGCUUUUUGUGCAUUUCUUUUGCCGUCGUUGCGACUACAACGUGAAAGUGUCUAAUUGCACGUUUUGUCGAGGACAGAACACGAGACAACAACUUUCCUUUUUUUUUUUCGUAAACUUUGAUACAGUCCUUUUAGAAUCAACCCAAAAAUUUGCCAACAUUUGACGAAUUAAACGAAAUGGAAUAAGCGCGGUAAAGUUUGAAGCAGCGCGACUUCACUUUAAAGUGACGUUUUCGUAGCCGUCGCCGUCGUCGUUGUUUAAGCUCCGUAAUAAUGAUGACGAUGAUAAUCGGAUGGUGACGAUGACGAUGACGAUGUUGAUAACGAUGAUGAUAAUGAUGAUGAUAAUGAUAAGGAUGACAAAUGACGAUGACCAUGAUGGUGGUGAUGAGUUGUGGCAACUCCACUUCCUAUGUUUUGAUGGAAAGAACUUCCACCUCACAAAAUUCGUUUUGUUACCGUUUGUAUUUUCUUUCCAGUUACAAGAGAUCAGCAGCUCUGGGCCAGUUUGUUAUCCACAGGACUUAUUAUUUCCAUAA